UUUCCUUGUAACGUCCUGCCUGAGCAGAGGACAGCCCAGCCACCGUGAAAGGCAGCAGUGGCCACCAAGGUGGUGGAGAAAUGGCUUUCUGUGGCGUCCAGUCUCCCUACCUCAGCCCGAUGGUCCCCUUUUCUGGGACAAUCCAUGGAGGUCUCCAGGAGGGACUCCAGAUCACUAUCCAGGGGACCGUUCUUCACUCCUUUGAAAACAGGUUUGCUGUGAACUUGCAGACUGGCUUCAGUGACCAAAACAUUGCUCUCCACUUCAAUCCUCGGUUUGAAGAGGGAGGGUAUGUGGUUUGCAACACGAAGCAGAAUGGACACUGGGGGCCCGAGGAGAGAAAGAUGCAAAUGCCCUUCCAGAAGGGGAAGCCCUUUGAGCUCUGCUUCCAGGUGGAGAGCUCAGAGUUCAAGGUGAUGGUGAACAAGAACUUCUUUGUGCAGUAUGCACACCGCGUGCCCUUCCAUCGCGUGGACACCAUCUCUGUCACCGGCCCUUUGCAGCUGUCCUACAUUGGCUUCCAGAGGUCUCCAGUCCAGCCGGCUUUUCCCAUCAUGCACUUCUCCCAGCCUGUCUGUUUCCCAUCGAAACACAGGGGGCGCAAACCAAAACCUCCAGGCAUUUGGCCUCCCAACCCGGCUCCCAUGAGUCCUGCAAUGCCACCUAUGGUGUUCCCCAACCCAACCUAUCCGAUGCCUUUCUUCACCAGCAUCCCAGGGGGGCUGUACCCAUCCAAGUCCAUCAUUGUGUCGGGCACUGUCCUGCCAAGUGCUAUGAGGUUCCAUAUUAACCUGCGCUCUGGGAGUGACGUCGCCUUCCACAUGAACCCCCGUUUUGAUGAGAAUGCUGUGGUCCGCAACACCCAGAUCAACAGCUCUUGGGGGUAUGAGGAGCGAAGCCUGCCCCGAAAAAUGCCCUUCACUCGAGGCAUGAGCUUCUCGGUAUGGAUCAUGUGUGAAGGUCACUGCCUCAAGGUGGCUGUGGACGGUCAACACCUGUUUGAAUACCUCCACCGCAUGAAGAACCUACCGGCCAUCAAUAACCUGGAAGUGGCGGGUGAUGUCCAGCUGACCCACGUGCAGACAUAGGUGGGCUCCCUGGCCUGAGGACAGGGCUGGGAUGUGGUGCUGAGUUUCCUCAUCAUCUCCACUCCCCUGUCUCAGCCCCAGCCUCCCGGAUGCUACCAUGCAAGCAGAGGGUGUUCAGAACUGGUGAAGCUGUGUUCACCCCCCUCAGCAGACACAGAGUCUCCAGAGCUUCCCAAGCACCCAGUCCAGGCCUGUGUUGAAUGUGGCACAUUCCUGUCCCAGGUCUACUCCAGUCCCCAGCCAGAGCUAUGCACUCCUUGCAGUGAGGAGACCUCCUCGGCCCCACCCCCUUCUCUGACCCUUUCCUUCUUUCCUUCUCACCUGGCACCCAGCUCAGCCCCCCACCCCUCCAGGAAACUACCCUGAUUCCAUCCCCCCUGGGCUUCCACCAACUCUCUUUCCCAGGGGAAAAUAAGGAAAAUGAAGGAAUAAAUAUGGUUGCUGGCAACACA
Molecule: messenger RNA, 1540 nt
Organism: Marmota flaviventris (yellow-bellied marmot)
Lineage: Eukaryota; Metazoa; Chordata; Mammalia; Rodentia; Sciuridae
Source: RefSeq, a predicted model, not a curated record